GUCGGGCUGCAGUUGCUAGGUGCUCGCGUGUUUCAACUCUGUUCCACUGUAGUAAACAGUCCGUGACUACACGGAGCAGCUGUGCACAGAGAGCAACACAGCUUGUAAACAUACAUGCAUGUAAGGACACUGAUUCGGACGAAAGCUCGAGUAGACCGCGAAAAUAUAUUUGAGGUAAAAAAAAAAUGGUACGUUGUGCAUGGUUGCCAACCAGCUGACUUGCUGGCUUUUUUUUACAGAAACAAUUGCUACUGCGUGUGUGCUGAAAUGAGGGUUGUCGGCUGACAGAGGGCAGUCUACUUUUUCUGCGUGUUUCACUGUAUCAAAACAAUGCCAGAUUCUGAAAUGCAUGUCCAGGGGGUGACUGAGUAUCAUUAGUUAUUGAACAAGGUCCUCUCUGUCAACCAUGAGUGCACUCGUGGAGCCAGGCGAUGUCCACACCAUUGCCCCCGAGAUGCCAGCCAUAUUUGAUGGCAUGAAGCUGGCUGCCAUAGCAACGGUGCUCUAUUUCCUGGUGCGCUGUCUGAAUCUGAAGAGUCCCACGGCUCCGCCUGACAUCACCUAUCGGGACACGCCCCUCAACCACUAUCUGCUCAAGUCCUGCCCCAUCCUGACCAAAGAGUACGAACCACCACUGCUGUGGGGGAAGAGUGGACACCUCCAGACUGCUCUGUAUGGGAAGAUGGGGCGUGUCUGCUCCCCAAACCCCUGUGGGGAGCGCAAGUACCUCCUCAUGCAGGAUGGGGCCACUGCCACCUUUGACCUCUUCGAGUCGCUGGGGGACCACCGCACUGGAGAUGACAUCACCAUGGUGAUCUGCCCAGGGAUUGGUAACCACAGUGAGAAGCACUACAUCCGUACCUUUGUGAAUCACUCCCAGAGGCAGGGGUACAGGUGUGCUGUUCUCAACCAUCUGGGGUCCCUGCCCAACAUCGAGCUCACGUCGCCACGCAUGUUCACCUACGGUUGUACAUGGGAGUUUGCAGCCAUGGUGGGUUCCAUCAAGCAGGCCUUCCCCCAGACACUGCUCAUCGUGGUGGGCUUCAGCCUAGGGGGGAACAUUGUGUGUAAGUUCCUUGGGGAGAACAGGAUCAACCAGGAGAGAGUGCUGUGCUGCGUCAGUGUCUGCCAGGGAUACAGCGCACUCCGGGCCCAGAAGACGUUCCUACAGUGGGACCAGUGUCGGAGGCUCUAUAACUUUCUCAUGGCAGACAACAUGAAGAAGAUAAUCCUCUCCCACCGGGGGAGUUUGUUUGGAAUGACCUCGAGCAAGAUGGAGGACGCAGACCUGAGCCGACUGUACACAGCUACCUCCCUCAUGCAGAUCGAUGACAAUAUCAUGAGAAAGUUCCAUGGUCACGACACGCUGAAAGAGUACUACGAGAAGGAAAGCUGCGUACACUACAUUCACAAUAUCAAUGUGCCUCUACUGCUGGUCAACUCCUCAGAUGACCCUCUGGUCCAUCGGUCACUUCUGACCAUCCCACGCACACUCGCAGAAAAGAAGCCGAAUGUGAUCUUCGCCCUGACACUCCACGGGGGUCACCUGGGCUUCUUCGAGGGGGCUGUGCUGUUUCCCCAGCCCCUCACCUGGAUGGACAAGGUUAUCGUGGGCUAUGCCAACGCAAUAUGUCGGUGGGAAAGACACAGACCGCCCUGCCUGAGGACACGUCGUGGACUCUGUCCACAGGCCGACGGGACUCCUAGUUUAUAAGGACACAAAUACGCCCACCGGAGAAGGCCGAAACCUGUAUUCUUCUCUUCAAAAGGGGGACGGGGAUGAUCUAUGGGCACAGUAGCUCGCCUGACUUUGUUCUGACUAUAGCUUUGCUUAGAGAAACACAGCAUUCAGCUGCGAAUGACAUUCAUUGAAAGCCUUUACCCAUGGACUCCAGUCAGUCGAAUGGAUUGCUCCUCUAAACGUGGAUACACAGUGUAUCCUGCACCUGCUCACACUGGCUUAUUUACUGCUCCGUUCUGUCCAUGGAAAAGACUAGAGAGGAGAUUUAGCUUCUGUGUGCAAAGUCCCAGCCAGCACUCCUUCUCACUUGGGUUGCUACUUGGUCCCGACUCUCCUAGCUGUUUGUUCCGAGUGUGUGUACUGUUGUCGUGAUGUUGUCAAAUAGGAGCUCUGGGAGGUUGAAACUCUGAAGGCUUUUGUUAAGCAGAGAAAUCCUAGAACAGACAUUUUAUUUCUAUGUUAAGCUUCUUUAGCUCUUUUUAAUAAUUGAGGCCUCUAGUUCUAGGCUAAUAGGCAAUACUUUCCUGGUCAGGUCAUCGUCUGAGGAAAAACUCCAAUCUGGCCCUAGUGAGAAUAUAUUUUGUCUUCACAUUGUGCCUCAAACAUAAAAAAUAAAAAUAUUUCAAACCAAGAAAGGAUGGCAAUGGUUUAAAUUACUUCAUUACUAUUUUCAAUACGCAGACAUAGUGUUCAAGGACCACACUCUGUAAAUAUCUGACAUUCUGAGGAAGCACCCAAUCCUACCCAGAACACAUUAAUGACAAGUUCCCUUGUCCUGUACUGUAUUCUUGGUGGAAGAGCCUCUGAUAUUCUCACUGGUUGGCUUGCACUACACAGCACUCUACUUCUGAGACUCAAAUACAUAGAUGUUUAUAUAUUGUAACUUGAGUUGUGAGUAUAGGAAUAUUUCUGACCUUUUCUAAGUAGUUGAUUCUUACAAGCCGAGUGCACUGACUAAAGUCCUUAAUCACAGCCACUGUGAGGCAAGGGUCCACUGUGCUAUUUCAGUCAUUCAGUUGGUUUGCCUUAGUAGCCAAUGUUCAAUGGUACAAUGUCAAUGACACUUUAUUCUGGUGUGGUUCCUGAGAUGUAGAGCAUAGACUAAGUUGGCUUAAAUACUCUGGUCGAGAUUCAGUCCAAGGCGCAUUGUAGACAAACGUACUUCCCUUUUUGAAGGUAAUUUGCACUUGACCUGACUUCUGAAUGUGAUCUCUACAUGUGUCAGGGAAUUUUGGGGUUAUGUUGAUCAGUGCAGUGCGUUUGUCGACAAUGCGCCUUUGAUUGAAUCCCGGGCUCUGUCUUUUUAUUUGCGCUUGUCUGUAUUCUAUUCCAUGUGUAAAAAUGGACCAAGUUACUGUGAUAUCAUUGGGUAGAUGAGAGAAGAGCUGCUGGACUAGGAGCCUUGCAGAGAGAACUAAGGUCAUGACAUAACUUCCACUAUUUAUCCCUAUGGAAUUCAUCCUUUGUUUGCCUUUUAUUUAGUUUACAACCCCUAUAGAUGUACAAUGCUGUUCAGUCAUUAUAAUGUAGAAUCACAACUUGGCGUGAUGUAUAAAGUAAUCGUGUGUGUUUUGGUUCCGAUAGAUAAAGGUGUACAAAAUGCAAUAUAUUUAUGGGGGGGGACAUGGAACUUGUAUCCUUGAAAUACACUAUUUUGUUGUGGA
This is a messenger RNA of Oncorhynchus keta (chum salmon), 3405 nucleotides long. Its product is annotated as monoacylglycerol lipase ABHD2-like. Bases 407 to 1714 code for a protein of 435 amino acids. Gene Ontology annotation, molecular function: monoacylglycerol lipase activity; acetylesterase activity. The transcript has 12 exons. The record is from RefSeq and is a predicted model, not a curated record. Gene Ontology annotation, biological process: acylglycerol catabolic process; steroid hormone receptor signaling pathway; medium-chain fatty acid biosynthetic process. Lineage: Eukaryota; Metazoa; Chordata; Actinopteri; Salmoniformes; Salmonidae. Gene Ontology annotation, cellular component: sperm plasma membrane; sperm flagellum.